Molecule: messenger RNA, 3494 nt
Organism: Brassica napus (rape)
Lineage: Eukaryota; Viridiplantae; Streptophyta; Magnoliopsida; Brassicales; Brassicaceae
Exons: 4
Coding region: 1886-2821 (311 amino acids)
Biological process (GO): transcription by RNA polymerase I
Cellular component (GO): RNA polymerase I transcription regulator complex
Source: RefSeq, a predicted model, not a curated record
AGUAAUUUAAUAGUGUACUAGAUUCUGACCCGCCCUUUCGAAGGGCGGGUAUACUUUUUGUUUUCAUUUUUUAAAAGAAAUUUAAUUUUUAUAUUUUUUUUGUCAUCAUAUUUAUGUUAUUCUUUAUAAUCAUAUUUGUGCAUAAAUUUUAAUCAAAAAAUAUUAUAUAAAAUAAUAGUAACUUAAAAAUUGACCCGGCAUACUCUAUUUUCUUUAUAAUCAUAUGUAUGUAUACCUUUUUUUUGUAAUCAUAUUUAUUUAUUCUAGAUUUUUACCCGCACGUAUAAUGUUACUUUAUAAUUUCUUUAUUUUUUGUAAAUAUGUAACAUUUUUUAUAUGUUAAAAAAAAUGUUUGUGUAUAAUAUUUUUAAAAAUUAUUAGUAUUAAAACAGUCCUAAUAUAUUAAAAUAUUCUUAAAAUGAUUUAAGUAUCUGCAUUGGAGAUGAAUCUAAACCUGUAUAAUAAUGACCUAUCAAAUGCUUCAAAUAAUUUAUGAGAUUGUUAUCGAAAGUUUUUAAAAACAAAAAAGAGAUGCAUCUUAUCAUAUAAAUCUAAACCGUCAGAAGUCGGUUAAUAUACGUAGGUGAUAGAACCUGGGUCCCACCACUAUUAGAAUUUUUAUGAAAAAUAAAAGGAAUACGGUUAUAAACUUAUACCCAAAUUUUAGAUGCAGUAAUAUUAUUAAGUUGGACACAACAUAUAUCAAUGGGUCAUGAUCCUAAUUUAAUAGUAUUGAUUCAUUAGAAAGAGGAAUUAAUUUAAAAAUCAUACAUAUUGAAAACCAUAUUUUUAUUUUAUUUAUUAUAUUUUGAAUAUAUAUUAUAUAUUAUCGAUGGAACUAUAGAAAUGAUAUGAUUUUCAUGUUUACGAACCAAAAUAUAGUUUUGGUUUAAGGAUUUAUAUUCUUUCUGAUUUAUAAUAUAUGGUGUUUAAAAAAGUUUAUUGUUUCAAAAUAUAAAAUAUUUUGAUCAUUUUAUAUUAACUUUAGUUUUAUCAAAAAAUGAUCAACCAAUUACAUCUUACAAUUCUUUUCAUGAUUGGUCAAAUUAUUUUUAAUUUAUGUAUUAGUAAUGUUUUUACAGAAAACUAAAUGUCUUAAUCUUGUGUCUUUAGACAUAACAUUUUACAUUACGAAACAAAGUGAAUAUUUUUCUUAAGUUGAGCUUGGUCAGGUUAAAAUUAGGUUAAUUUCAUACUAUUCGGUUACUUUUGUGAUUUUCCUGAGCUUAAUUAAAUGUACAAAUCUCAUAGGUAGAUUUAAACUUUUAACAUUAAAUUCAUAGUUCAAUAUUUACAAUUUAAAAAAAUAGUUUUAAAAACUAAACACGUAAAUUAUUCAUAGGGGCACAUUUAUUGUCUUAAUUUUUAAUAAAUGUUAAUUUUAAAUAUUUUAUGUUAUAUCUUGUCACAAAAGAUAUUUUUAAUGUAAUUUAAGAGUAUAUCUCUAGUUAGAUCGGGCCUAAUUUAGGUUGCAUUGGAUAAUAAACCCCAUUGGAAUGGCCCAACUAACUUAUGCGUUUAUAAUAAUCUGCAGACUCUCCUUUGCGUGGCGAAACCAUCUUACCUUCUAACUCUCCUCGAGCGAAGUAGUACCCGAAGUAACUAUCUCAAACGCUUGCCGAAGAUCCUCCGCGAGCUGCUUCGCCAGAGAAACUGGAGAGAAGAGAGCGGUGUGCUUAGCGUUCUGAUGCAAGGGACAGUGAGAGAUGGUUCUCCGACCAUUAAUCGGCUCAAAUACGAGGUUCUGCCUGGUUCGUGUUUUGAAAGAUGGAGUUGCAUUUGAUCCCGCUCUUACUAAGAUUCUUGGUUAGUAGUACUUUAGAGUAUGGCUCACAACCAGUUCUGUUGACCUGACCUCAUGGCUUCUCUGUUUUGUUAAGGGGACAUGGAUCCAUGGUUGCUUCCGUUGAAACCGCCAGAAGAUCAUGAUUGUCAUAGAAAGAUAGUCAAUGACUCUUAUUAUAAGGACGCAGUAGAAUAUAUGCGGCUUACUAUGCAGUCUCCUCGCUAUGUAUCUUUAGCUGCAUUACAUCCACUUGUACAACUUCUCUUAAUUGGAGGUCUUGUAGAUGAAGCCAUGAAAGUGGUUGAGGAGAUGUGCAACAAAGUACAUGACAUCAAACCUUUCAGGAUUAAGGCAGCUAUGAUGGAGAAGUUUCAUCAUCACAACGACUUGCUAGCAAAAUGCUACGAAGAUAUCUUGAAGAUUGAUCCUAGUUGUGUAACCACCCUGAAGAAGCUUAUUGUAAUGUCAAUAACGAUCCAAUAUAGUAGAGAGUCUUUGAUCGAAAUGAUAGCAUUGCAUGUAGAAGCUUCUUUUCCCGAGCCUAUAAUCUGGAAAGAGUUUGCUGAGAUCUUGAUUCUCUUCUUUGAGAAUGCUGAUGAAGACAGAAUGUCGGUGUGCCUAGACGGAUCUGGAGAAGAAGGGAGUCAGCAAACAUACUCUGUUAGAUACAACUCGACACCUAGAAUGUUCACUGAGACAUCAUCAUGGACACUUCGAGCUAAGUGGUGGCUAAACCGCCAUUUCUCCCCUGAGAUACUCGAGGCAGAAAUGAGAAACGGUACAGGAUAUUUGGAGAUGAUGAGAUUGAUGAGUUACAAAGCGGCAUGUGCUUGUCGUAUCUACGGACCAGAGUUUAGUUAUGUGACUAAAGUUUAUGGUCUGCUGGAGAAUAAUAGGAACAACAUUUGUAUGCUGGUGGAGAAUGGUAGUAACAACAUAGGUAGUAGGUUAGUGAAAUAUAGCAAUAGUUUAGAGUUAUUCAACUUUUUGCAAAGACACAGACACAAUUGGAACAGGAUAUACAAUUUAGAAUAGUUUUUACACGUUACAUUUUUUGUUUUAAUAAUUUUUCACUGUAAUUUUGUAUUAUUGUAAGAUUUAUUUUGAUGUAGCAUUAUACUGGCAUCUGCAAAAAAUUUGAGGUUUCAUAAGAUACGUGAGAAGUAGUACCACCCAAGAAAAACAUGUUUACACAAGUUUAAUUAUAUUUUUGUAGCCAUUUGAAUCUACUGUUGCUUUUUUAUCUCCUUGAUUAUCUGGAGUCAUCGUUACUUCGUCAUCCUCUUCUAUUACAAAUUCACAACUUGUUCAAACCAUUACCAAAGCUAAAGCCAUAUGUAACCAUUAAACAUGUUUUACUUAAAAGGCAAGUUACUUUAGCUUUAGGUCAACACAGAUAAUAAAAAGCCUAAGCAAUUGGUAUUUUUAACUUCAAAUGGUAUUAUGGUAUAAUAGAGGAAACUCUAUUCAACACCAGUUCUAUUUCUUCAUGUAAAAUAGAAAUUGCUAUUUUUCUUCUAUAUUUAUAUAUUCGGGUGAAUAAAUAGCUUUCAUGUGUAGCAACUCAAUCUUAUCUCUUCAUUAGAUUAAGUUGGGUUUAACUUAUUCAAAGUGUGAGGAAUUAGGGUUGAUUAAACACUUUUGUAAUGCCCAUUUGAGCUUCAUAAUGUAUGAUUUGGCGACAAAAAAAUUAAAAAUUAAAAAUUAA